Messenger RNA from Ilex paraguariensis (yerba mate), 1087 nucleotides. The record is from the annotation of a GenBank genome assembly. Lineage: Eukaryota; Viridiplantae; Streptophyta; Magnoliopsida; Aquifoliales; Aquifoliaceae.
UUUCCGAAAUGUUUCCGAAACGUUUCUAUUUUUGAGUUGACCGAAACGAUACUUCGAAACGAAAUUUUGAUCCUUGCCCGUGUUAUACCAAUUUAGCUUUAUAUAUUAAGUACUUUUAAGGGAAAAUGUGUGUUGGAACAUCCCAUGUGAUGGAAAUGCCUGGCUUGAUUCAUUUUCCUCUCUGCAUAGAUUUAUAUGAAUGUAGUUAUUUCAGACUCUGAGAAAUGUAUCAACUCCUGUAAUUUGGUCACCGUGUAUCUGCAAUUUCUAGUUAUUGAUUUUUCAUUGCUUGCUUUGUAUGUUUCCCCAGUUAGUUCAGAAAGACCCAGAAGCAGCGAUAGUUUUGUUUUGGAAGGCGAUAAAUGCUGGUGAUAGAGUAGACAGUGCACUCAAAGACAUGGCAAUAGUAUUGAAACAACUAGAUAGGACUGAAGAAGCAAUUGAAGCUGUUAAGUCCUUCAGAGACCGCUGUUCCAAACAAGCACAGGAAUCACUAGACAAUGUCCUCAUUGACUUAUACAAGAAAUGUGGGAGAUUAGAGGAGCAGAUUGAACUGCUGAAGCAGAAGCUUCGGAUGAUUAACCAAGGAGAAGCAUUCAACGGAAAGGCUACAAAGACAGCUCGCUCCCAUGGAAAGAAGUUCCAAGUCACCAUCAAGCAAGAGACCUCCAGGAUACUGGGAAAUUUGGGUUGGGCCUACAUGCAGCAGACAAACUUUGCAGCUGCUGAGGUUGUAUAUCAUAAAGCUCAGCAGAUAGACCCUGAUGCUAAUAAGGCCUGCAACCUGUGCCUGUGCUUGAUCAAGCAAACUCAAUAUGCUGAGGCAAGGUCAGUUCUUGAAGACAUAUUCCAAGGUAAGCUUUCAGGAUCUGAUGACCCAAAAACGAGGAAUCGUGCAGAUGAACUAUUGAAGGAACUAGAGCAAUGCCAGUCUACAGCAUUAUCUACAACCCCUUUGGAAUUGAGUUUAGAAGACGCUUUUGUUGAAGGGCUUGACCAGUUGAUGAACCAUUUGGCCCCAUUUAGAUCAAGAAGACUACCCAUAUUUGAAGAAAUAUCAACAUACAGAGAUCAAUUAGCUUGUUGA